CUCGAUCGGGCCUCGAAUUGGCUCGGAUGCGUGCGUGUGUGCGUGUACCUGCAUGAGUACGUAGAAGUAUUCAUCUUCGACGUGUCUUCGAUCUAGUUGUGGUUCACCUUCUUAAGACAAUCUCAUUUCCGUCUCUCUUCUCUUUCCUAUCCCUCUUCCAUAUUCCUUUCUUGUACUUUUCUCUCUUUCCUAAGGACAUACUCUCGUUACUAUAGUCCAGAGUUUCUUGUAUUUGCGUUACACUAUUGCCAUACUAUCAGUCACAAUGCCUUCCAUCAACAGUCUCCUCACAAUGGCCCUCGCAGGCUCGGCCAGCGCUGCGUUCCAGGGCUUCAACUAUGGCGCGACCUUCACAGAUGGCAGAGUGAAGGCUCAGUCCGAUUUUGAGAACGAGUUCAAGACCGCCGCUGGCCUCGAGGGCACCAGUGGCGCCUUCACCAGCGCUCGCCUCUACACCAUGAUCCAGGGUGGCUCAAUCAACCAGCCCAUCUCUGCUAUUCCUGCUGCUAUCAAGACCAAGACUAGCCUGCUCUUUGGUCUCUGGGCUUCUGGUGACGGCUUCGCCAACGAGAUCGCCGCCCUUAAGAACACUGUCGAUCAAUACUGUGGACAACUCGAUGACCUUGUCGCUGGUAUUUCUGUCGGAAAUGAGGAUCUCUACCGUAUCUCUCCCACUGGUAUCAAGGCCAAUGAGAACCCUGGUACCAAUCCUGACGUCCUGGUCGACUACAUCAAGCAGACUCGUGCUGCUAUCAAGGGUACUUGCCUUGAGUCUGUCCCCAUCGGCCACGUCGAUACAUGGACUGCAUAUGCCAAUGCUUCCAACAAUGCUGUCAUUGAGGCCUGUGACUGGCUUGGCAUGGAUGCUUAUCCCUACUUCGAAGAUACCAAGAACAACCCCAUCUCAGAGGGUGCAAACCUCUUUAAGGCUGCCUGGAAUGAGGUCAAGGCUGUUGCUAAGGGCAAGGAGAUAUGGGUCACUGAGACCGGAUGGCCCGUCAGCGGCAAGACAUAUGGCAAGGCCGUUCCCUCUACCAAGAAUGCUCGCACCUUCUACGAGGAUGUCGGUUGCCCUAUGUUUGGAGAUAUCAAUGUCUGGUGGUACACACUCCAGGACUCUGCUCCUCAGACCCCUAACCCCAGCUUUGGCGUCAUUGGUACCGAGUUGACCGAGAAGCCCCUUUACGACCUCAGCUGUGAUGAGAAGAGCAAGAAGGGAACUCUGGUUAGCCGCAGCAACGAUGCGUCUGGCAACGUUGAGCACCGCUUCGUCAGCCCUUCUUUCGCAACUGGUAACUAUACCAACGGAACUGUGCCUGUCGUGCCUGGCACUCCCACUUCUCUUGUGCCAACUCCCUCUUCUACCUCCGGCAACGGCGGUUCUGCCGCAACUCCUUUGCCCGGCAGCGGUGCUCAGCAGCUCAACUCAAUGGGUGCUGCUGCUGUCGCAUUCCUUCUUGCCGCUGCUCUGUUGUAAGCGGGAAUUUUAUGAUUAAGUUAUGAUUUCUCGGAUAUAGAAUCGGAAUUGGUAAUGGGCAUUGGGACAGGACAUACACAAGGCGCACCUGAGUACAUACAUAUGAGCACAUGAUUUAACAAUGAGUCGACAUGUGUAUACGAUGAGAAUUGAAUAAUAUGAGUUCUACAAUUUCGA
Fusarium oxysporum Fo47 is the source of this 1654-nucleotide messenger RNA. RefSeq names its product glycoside hydrolase superfamily. Gene Ontology annotation, biological process: cell wall organization; carbohydrate metabolic process. The transcript has a single exon. Gene Ontology annotation, cellular component: cell surface; fungal-type cell wall; extracellular region. Lineage: Eukaryota; Fungi; Ascomycota; Sordariomycetes; Hypocreales; Nectriaceae. Gene Ontology annotation, molecular function: glucan endo-1,3-beta-D-glucosidase activity; 1,3-beta-glucanosyltransferase activity. The coding region runs from base 266 to 1477 and encodes 403 amino acids. The record is from RefSeq and is a predicted model, not a curated record.